GCUUUUGAAGCCCUUUCCCCUCUCCUACACCCAGCCCAGUUUUAUUCUGACACCAGCACUGUGGGAAAGGGACAGGGCUUCAGGACACAGAUCCAUAAACACAAGUGGAGAAGACUGUAAGGACAUCAGCACAGCGUGAUAGCGGAAGAACCUUGACACUCAACCAUUCCUAUAAAAACAAGCCAAGGACUUUAGUUUACAUAUUCGGAGUAUUGACAUCUUUUCAUUGACUUGUUUAUAACACAGGAGAAAAAGAGUGGGAUUCCAGCCAUGAAGUUGAGUGUGGCAUUGUUUUUCGCUGGGCUUUUUGGCGCCUUGGCAGCUGUCUUCAUCCUCUUGUCCUUUGGUACAGAUUACUGGCUUUUGGCUUCAGAGACUUGCAAAACGGAGUCUGAUUUUUCAGUUCCUAUAGAGAGAGGUGAUUUUGUGGUGAACGAUGCUGCAGAUGCUGGAAACACUUCCAUGUUUUACCAUGAGGGCUUUUUCUGGCGCUGCUCUUUUGAAGGCAGAGUGGAAGAGGACAGCAUGUUGAAGUUCUGGUUUACAAAUCAGCCACACUCCAAAGUCUGCAUCCAUGCCUACCUGUUCCCCUUCCCACUAUCUGAACAGACCCACAAUGCAACUACCUAUGAUUCUGCUAUCAUCUACAGAGGCUUCUGGAGUGUCUUCGUGUUACUGGGCGUGACUGCAGUCAUACUGGGUGGCUUUAUCAUUAUUUGUGCUGCUCCAUUUGCCAGUUACUGCCUCUACAAGGCGGGUGGUGGACUUUUCCUCAUAUCUGGUUUCUUCCUCCUUGCUGCCACUGUGAUGUUUGUGAUCUGGGUGGAGGUGAUGGAUGUGGUGGGUUCGUAUGUGAUUUACCAAAAGGCUCAUCUUUGUUCAGGCUUUCAGCUAAAUAUCAUCUAUGGCCUCUCAUUCAUGUUCGCCCCUGUGGGCGUGUUCUUCUGCCUGCUGUCCGGUCUGCUCUUCCUCCUGAUUGGUCGGUCGGUGCAGAUGCAUUACCGCUAAAAACAUAAUGACACAGAGACAGGCCAGAUAAAGGAUAUGGCUUUAUGUCCAUGGUUAUGACUUUAUGACAAUGAGAAUGUGCUGUUAAGCUGAAAGGAAAGACCUAGACUGGGUUGCACCGGUUUUGCAUAAGUUUAUACUUAGUCUGAGCGUAAAGUCUUUAAUAAGUCCUUAAUUAACACUAGUUCAUUUCAACCUAUCCUUUUACUAAAUUUGGUUGCACCACAAAUCCUUACGUUGUGCAUUACCUAGUAACAACUAACUAAUGCGUAUGCUGCUUUAACAUGACGAUAACACAUUCAGAACCAACAAGUAAACCUACUGCCAUGGAAACGUGACGGCAGCACACUUUUUCCAUGGAAAAAAAUCCAGCAUAGAAGGGAACCAUGUGUACAAGUUAAACUGAAUAAAACAAAUUACCUACUUAACAAAUUAUCAAAUUAUCUUAUCUAGUGUCCUGUCUAGUUUGUGUGGUGUAACUACUUUUGAUUCAUUAACACAUAAGCCUUUACUUAUGUUAAAACUAGCCUACGUUUGAACUUGCACGUAGCUGGUGCAACCAGCCAUUGAUCUUAUUUUUUAGUAAAGGGCUGAUGGGAUGCUUUUAUUAUAUUUAGUGAGGGUGAGGGAUAAAGGGAUGGAAAGAUGAAGGGAAAUAUAUUAAAGUAUUUGUGAGGAAAACAGGCAAGAGUUGUUUGUGCAACCACUCAAGUGGCUCAGGCCUGACUGUGAGCUGAGUACUGUUAUAUUAUUAAAUUGUGAGACAGAGUGGCUGAAUGAAGAACGAUUUGGGAUCACUGUGUGUGUGUGUGGGUGUGUGUGUGUGUGUGUGUGUGUGUGUGUGUGUGUGUGUGUGUGUGCGUGUGUGCCCUUACAUAUAUGUUUGACUUCGUGUAAUAUGUUUGUUAUCUUUCUUCUAUCAGUGUGACUCAUUAUAAGGUCUAUAUUAAAAAACAAGCAAUUUGUGUAUUCAUGUACAUUUAUUAGUAUGAGCAAUGCCUGGCUAAUCUUGAUGAGCGAUUUUUGUUUUAGAAAAAAAAUGUUUUUGGUUCAAUGUGAGUCAUUUAUUGUUGUGCAUGUACCUCUUCACAAAAUGUUAUUUUUAUACCAGCUUUGAAUGGUUAUGAUACUUAUUAUAUGACAUAUAUGUCACACAACAUAACAUAAUACAUUUACAUGUUCUUAGUUUUCCUAUAUGCUGCAAGUUCUCAUGAAUGACUAGAGCCUUUUUAGCACAUGCUUACAAUUAGUUUCUGCUUUGUAAAUAUUAUUUAAUCUUGCUUUAAAAAGUGAUGUUUAAAUUUUAAUUAAUAAACUCUGAAAUAAAAAA
Molecule: messenger RNA, 2338 nt
Organism: Colossoma macropomum (tambaqui)
Lineage: Eukaryota; Metazoa; Chordata; Actinopteri; Characiformes; Serrasalmidae
Gene: tmem182a
Product: transmembrane protein 182a
Exons: 5
Coding region: 271-1008 (245 amino acids)
Cellular component (GO): membrane
Source: RefSeq, a predicted model, not a curated record